AUGACGUUAAAAAUUCAGGCGGAACCAUUUGAAGAUGGGUAUGCAAAUGGUGAAGAAGGCACACCAGCUGGGGAUGCAGCUGCCACUUAUGCACCUGAUAGCAAAGGGGUGGUCAAGUUUGGCUGGAUAAAAGGUGUAUUGGUACGAUGUAUGUUAAAUAUUUGGGGUGUGAUGCUCUUCAUCAGACUAUCAUGGAUUGUAGGACAAGCUGGGAUAGGUCUGUCUGUCUUGGUUAUUGGAAUGGCCACUGUUGUGACAACUAUUACAGGACUAUCUACUUCAGCAAUAGCCACAAAUGGGUUUGUAAGAGGAGGAGGAGCAUAUUACUUAAUUUCCAGAAGUCUGGGGCCAGAGUUUGGUGGUGCCAUAGGUCUGAUUUUUGCAUUUGCCAAUGCUGUUGCAGUAGCAAUGUAUGUUGUUGGCUUUGCAGAGACAGUUGUGGAGCUACUUAAGGAAAAUGGAACAUUGAUGGUUGAUGAAAUGAAUGAUAUCAGAAUCAUAGGGGCUAUAACAGUGGUUAUAUUGCUGGGUAUUUCUGUUGCUGGAAUGGAAUGGGAAGCAAAAGCACAGAUAGUCUUACUGGUGAUCCUCAUACUUGCUAUUGGAGACUUCGUCAUAGGAACAUUUAUUCCUUUGGAUAGCAAGAAGCCGAAAGGUUUCUUUGGUUAUAAAGCUGAAAUAUUUAUGGAGAAUUUUGGACCAGAUUUCCGACAGGAGGAAACUUUCUUUUCUGUAUUUGCUAUUUUCUUCCCGGCUGCAACUGGCAUACUUGCUGGUGCAAAUAUCUCAGGUGAUCUUGCGGAUCCUCAGUCAGCCAUACCUAAAGGAACGCUGUUGGCCAUCUUAAUUACUACAUUGGUUUACGUAGGAAUUGCAGUAUCUGUAGGUUCCUGUGUUGUUCGAGAUGCCACAGGGAACGUUAAUAAUACCAUUGUCACUGAGCUGACAAACUGCACUACUGCAGCUUGCAAAUUAAACUACGAUUUCUCAUCUUGUCAGACCGGGUGUCAGUAUGGGCUGAUGAACAAUUUCCAGGUGAUGAGCAUGGUGUCGGGAUUUGCUCCACUGAUAUCUGCAGGCAUUUUUUCAGCCACCCUGUCUUCUGCAUUAGCAUCUCUUGUGAGUGCACCUAAGAUCUUCCAGGCUUUGUGCAAGGACAACAUUUAUCCAGGAUUUCAGAUGUUUGCUAAAGGCUAUGGGAAGAACAAUGAACCACUGAGAGGAUAUCUUCUAACAUUUUUAAUUGCUCUUGGGUUCAUACUAAUUGCUGAACUGAACGUCAUUGCUCCAAUUAUUUCAAACUUCUUCUUGGCCUCAUAUGCCUUGAUUAACUUCUCUGUAUUCCAUGCUUCUCUUGCAAAAUCUCCAGGUUGGCGCCCUGCUUUCAAGUACUACAAUAUGUGGAUUUCUCUUGUUGGAGCUAUUCUGUGUUGCAUUGUGAUGUUUGUCAUUAAUUGGUGGGCAGCACUUCUAACAUAUGUCAUAGUGCUUGGACUCUACAUUUAUGUCACUUACAAGAAACCGGAUGUGAACUGGGGAUCCUCAACGCAAGCUUUGACUUACUUGAAUGCACUACAGCAUUCUAUUCGGCUCUCGGGAGUGGAAGAUCACGUGAAAAACUUUAGACCUCAGUGCUUAAUUAUGACCGGUGCUCCAAAUGCGCGCCCAGCUUUGCUUCACCUUGUCCAUGCUUUCACCAAAAACGUGGGCUUGAUGAUCUGUGGCCACGUACAUAUGGGUCCUCGGAGGCAAGCUAUGAAGGAGCUGUCAACUGAUUUGGCUAAGUAUCAGCGGUGGCUAAUCAAAAACAAGAUGAAGGCUUUCUAUGCACCAGUACAUGCAGAGGACUUGAGGGAUGGAGGGCAAUACUUAAUGCAGGCUGCUGGUCUGGGUAGGAUGAGACCUAACACUCUUGUUGUUGGAUUUAAGAAAAACUGGAGACAAAGUGACAUGAGGGAUGUUGAAACCUAUAUCAAUUUAUUCCAUGAUGCCUUUGAUGUUCAGUAUGGUGUAGUUGUCAUCCGCCUAAAGGAAGGCCUGGACAUUUCUCACCUUCAGGGCCAAGAAGAGUUACUGUCAUCCCAAGAAAAAUCUCCAUGUACCAAGGAUGUUAUAGUAAAAGUGGAUUAUAGCAAGAAGGCAGAGACAGACACUUCUUUAGCUUUUGCUCCAUCAUCUAGUGAAAGAACUCCUGCUCUACACAGAGAGGAGGACGAGGAUGGAAAGACUCCAACACAACCACUGUUGAAAAAAGAUUCAAAGAGCCCAUCUUCUCCUUUAAACUUGGCUGACCAAAGACUUCUUGAUGCUAGUACUCAGUUUCAGAAGAAACAAGGCAAAAGCAAUAUUGAUGUUUGGUGGCUCUUUGAUGAUGGAGGUUUGACACUGUUGAUUCCAUAUCUUAUUACAACCAAGAAGAAGUGGAAAGAUUGUAAGAUCAGAGUGUUCAUUGGUGGAAAAAUAAACAGGAUUGAUCAUGACAGAAGAGCGAUGGCUACUUUGCUCAGCAAAUUUCGGAUAGACUUCUCGGAUAUUAUGGUUCUUGGAGAUAUUAAUACUAAGCCAAAGAAAGAAAAUAUUGCAGCUUUUGAGGAAAUGAUAGAGCCCUUCCGACUUCAUGAAGAUGAUAAAGAACAAGAAGUUGCAGAUAAAAUGAAGGAGGAUGAACCAUGGAGGAUAACAGAUAAUGAACUUGAGCUUUACAAAACAAAGACUUAUCGCCAGAUUAGGCUAAAUGAGUUGCUGAAAGAACAUUCAAGUACAGCUAACACAAUUGUCAUGAGUUUGCCAGUUGCACGAAAAGGUGCGGUUUCUAGUGCACUGUACAUGGCCUGGUUAGAAGCUCUUUCUAAAGAUCUGCCACCAAUUCUCCUCGUUCGUGGGAAUCAUCAGAGCGUUCUUACCUUCUAUUCCUAAGAGUACUGCACAUGGGACAGCUAUGGUGAAAUGGUACUUCAGUGCCCAGGGGAGAGUGACGGACAUGGUCUACGGUUUGUUAACAUCACAAAGGCAGAAAGUGACUCUCACUAUUUCACUGACUUGAAAGCACACAAGGAAAGUCACUGUAUUUCUAAAGUUGUGACAUCUUCAGUUUUAUUCUAUAUUUUCUGUAAUUUAAUCUUGCUUAAUGGGGGGGAGGAUUCCUUGUUAGACUGAAGAACAAGACAAGCUUUUUGUUUGCUAUUUGAAUAGCAGCAAUAAAAUGUUUUAUUUUUGAUCAAUGAAAGGAUUAUAGAUUUAUAAAAGCCUUUUAGCCUUGAGGUGCCUUCUGAAAUUAACCAAAUCUCAUCCAUACAUCUUAUUUUGUAAAUUUAUAUAGAAUGUCAAAAUCUGCCUUCAACUAAGAGUUUAGAUCGGACUUCCUUUAGUUUCUAGUCUCUUCCAUAUUACAGUAAAAAUGAAUGCUGCUUUUCA
Molecule: messenger RNA, 3414 nt
Organism: Opisthocomus hoazin
Lineage: Eukaryota; Metazoa; Chordata; Aves; Opisthocomiformes; Opisthocomidae
Source: RefSeq, a predicted model, not a curated record